CGUGCCAGCGCGCACACAUAUGUCGGGCGUGUGGGGUUUGUGAAAACACAGUGCCCACCAAAUGUCAGUUGACGUCAGAAGGUCUUGCGAAGAGCGGGCGGUACCAGCGAAUCCGAACGUUAUAUAGUGUAUAUACGGUGUACGGGGUACUGCCCCGGAGAGCGGGCAGAGAGAUCAAGAGAGAGAGAGGGAGAGCGGCGGCCAGCCGACUUUCGAUUGAUAUUUCGGCUGCCGCGCGAGAGCCCCAUGAGUCAGAUUAAUAUUUCGCUUUUGUUCCGAGUCGAGUCGCAGUGGCAGUCGAGUUCGGUGUUCAGAUACAGAUACUCGUUGCCAUCCAGACCGUGCUGAAGCCAAAUACUAAUGUGUGUACUUACGUGUAAAGCAGUUAAGGAAAAUGUGCGAACACACAACCGCAGCGUGGCUGUGGCUGUAGCGAAGAGUGCCAGCCUUAGUCGCAUUUUUCCCCUGCACGACGACUAGAAAAUACUCGACACGUUUGUCUGCCUCUGCCUCUGCCUCUGCCUCUGCUUCUGCCGCUGCUUCUGUUUCUGGCCUAGUGAAAAGCAAGAAUUGAUAUUGUUAAAUGUUGUCAACGUGAUGUUUCUGUAACCGACUAUCUGAACAACCCCACUCCGAAACCGCCGCAUCCGUCGUCCGCACACGCCGAGGUCCACACCAAAAACAUAUUCACGCGCUACUGGGACGACCACAUAAAAAUGAAGGAGCCGUGCGAGGAAAGGUCCAGGGGCAAGGCCGCCUCAGCCACACCAUCGUCAUCAGCAUCGACCUCACCACCUGCCAAACAAACCCAGAGCGUUACGUUCGUGAGGACCAGUAACGCGCCAGCUGGGUGCGACGCCAACGGGAACGGCAAUGGGAAUGGGAAUUCGUCCCAAACGGAGUGGACAUUUCCCCCAAAGGCGCCCACUCCGCACAUCUACAAUUGCCUGACUCCCGACAUGAUGGCCUCAAGUGAUAAAAGCAGCUUUAAGGGAUUUCGCAAGCAGUUCAGUGGACGAUUCAAGCGCCUAGUUACUCGAAAAGUGGAACACACUCCAGUGAUACCUCCAGAAUUGAAGCCGCAACUAAAAACAAUAUACGUUUACUAACUUAAGAUGUAACGACAAUUGCAAGCACAAGUGUUUUCCCCAUUCAAUACGUGCGCCAUCAGUGCGCAUUUAUAUGGCAGGAAACAUUAGUGAUAGGAAAAGCAAGAUAAACUAAGUUAUCAUAAUACCAUUCUGAUUGACAAUUUUAAGUAUUCAGCGAUUCGUGCGUAUUGUUAGGCUCAAUAAAAAGAACAUUUCAUAAGGCAGACGAGGAUUAAUGUGAAUUUGGAAGGAGAGUCGCAGUCACGGGGUUCAUAACAAACAUAUCAAAGGAAUUGAACAGACUAUCAAGUUCGAAUAUCACGUGUUACCGGCUCUAAUACGAAUCUAUGUAAUUGCUUAUUAUUUUUGAUAAGUGCAAAGAACUACCUAUGUUUACAUGUUCAUCAAAUACCAUUAAAGAACUAUUUUAAUUAACUAAACUA
This is a messenger RNA of Drosophila biarmipes, 1534 nucleotides long. RefSeq lists its product as uncharacterized. Lineage: Eukaryota; Metazoa; Arthropoda; Insecta; Diptera; Drosophilidae. The coding region runs from base 717 to 1109 and encodes 130 amino acids. The record is from RefSeq and is a predicted model, not a curated record. The transcript is spliced from 3 exons.